Molecule: messenger RNA, 888 nt
Organism: Castor canadensis (American beaver)
Lineage: Eukaryota; Metazoa; Chordata; Mammalia; Rodentia; Castoridae
Gene: Ucp1
Product: uncoupling protein 1
Biological process (GO): transmembrane transport
Source: RefSeq, a predicted model, not a curated record
AUGGUGAGCGCCACAGCCUCGGAAGUGCCCCCGACCACGGGGGUCAAGAUCUUCUCGGCCGGAGUGGCCGCCUGCCUGGCGGAUGUGAUCACCUUCCCACUGGACACCGCCAAAGUCAGGCUACAGAUACAAGGGGAAAGCCAGAUAUCCAGUGGCAUUAGGUACAAAGGCGUCCUGGGAACCAUCACCACUCUGGCGAAAACAGAAGGGUCUAUGAAGCUGUACAGCGGGCUGCCUGCUGGCAUCCAGAGGCAAAUAAGCUUCGCCUCCCUCAGGAUCGGCCUGUAUGACACAGUCCAGGAGUACUUCACAUCAGAGGAAGGAAAGGCACCUAGCUUGGGAAACAAGAUUGCUGCUGGCUUAAUGACCGGAGGCGUGGCAGUGUUCAUCGGGCAACCCACGGAGGUGGUGAAAGUCAGACUGCAAGCACAGAGCCAUCUACAUGGUCUGAAACCUCGCUACACUGGAACCUACAAUGCUUACAGAAUUAUAGCCACAACAGAAAGCUUGACAACUCUUUGGAAAGGCACUACUCCUAACCUACUGAGAAAUAUCAUCAUCAAUUGUACAGAGCUAGUGACAUAUGACCUGAUGAAGGGGUUCUUUGUGAAAAACAAAAUACUAGCAGAUGACGUCCCCUGUCACUUACUGUCGGCUCUUAUUGCUGGGUUUUGCACAACACUUCUGUCCUCUCCUGUGGAUGUGGUAAAAACCAGAUUUAUUAAUUCUCCAGCUGGACAGUACAUAAGCGUGCCUAGCUGUGCAAUGACAAUGUUCACUAAGGAAGGACCAACGGCUUUUUUCAAAGGAUUCAUGCCUUCCUUCCUACGACUUGGAUCCUGGAACGUCAUCAUGUUUGUGUGCUUUGAACAGCUGAAACGGAAUUGA